GUUAGUCUUCUAGUUCCAGGUCUGAGGUCGGACAGGAGGUCGCAAUGAUUUGGCUGUGUGUUGCGGGAGUGCUUAUAGUUGCAUUUUUGAUUUUUCAUAAGCUCUUCGUGCAGAGGAGGGCCUGCACCAGCACGGCGACACUGCAUGGGAAGACUGUGAUAGUUACAGGCAGCAAUACUGGCAUUGGCAAGGCUACAGCUCUGGCUUUGGCACUAAGGGGUGCCAGAGUGAUUGUGGCCUGCAGAAGCAAACAGAGAGGAGAGGAUGCAGCAAAAGACAUCAGGAGGGAGAGUGGGAAUGAUGAGGUAGUCUUCAUGCAGCUGGAUCUGGCCAGUAUGAAGGCCAUUCGCUCUUUCGUUGAGACCUUUCUCAAAACUGAGAGCAGGCUUGACGUGCUCAUCAACAAUGCAGGACUGGCUACAGCAGGCCGCACGGAAGAUGGCCUUGGCAUGGUGUUUGGUGUCAACCACAUCGGUCCAUUCCUGUUGACCAAUUUGCUUUUGGACCGCUUGAAGGAAUGUGCCCCAAGCCGAGUGGUCAACGUUUCCUCUAUUGGACAUAGCAUGGGUACCAUCGAUUUCAACUGCAUCAACACACACAAGAGACUGGCACUGGGCACUUCAAAUAGGGACAUAUUCAAAAUAUACUGCCAUAGCAAGCUGUGUAAUGUGCUCUUCACCCACGAACUGGCCAAGAGACUGAAGGGAAUGGGUGUGACCUGCUACAGCCUUCACCCAGGGUCUGUGAGGUCAGAGCUGGGUCGCGACCUUAAUGGCACGUUCAUGAAUAUUUUGAAGUGCAUUUCCAAGGUUUUGAUCCAGACGGAUGAAAUGUCCGGCGCUCAGACCACGCUGCACUGCACUCUGCAGGAGGGCAUCGAGCCCCUGAGCGGACGCUACUUCUCCGACUGUAAAUUGCAGGAUGUGAAGGCGGAGGCCAAAGACGACGAGAUCGCCAGGAAACUGUGGGACGUCAGUGAGAGGCUCUGCGGAAUGGCCUGAGCUCUGAAUCAUCAGUGGAGCAUCAACACUCCUGGAUAGUGUGUUACUAGUCAAUUGCAACAUUGUUUUAGUCUUUAACUUGUUUAUAUGAAAAAUAUAAACAAAAUGUUAUUUGAAACGUAUUUUAUGUCCACUUUAAAUAAAGUCUUGUUCUAGA
Molecule: messenger RNA, 1158 nt
Organism: Astyanax mexicanus (Mexican tetra)
Lineage: Eukaryota; Metazoa; Chordata; Actinopteri; Characiformes; Acestrorhamphidae
Gene: dhrs13l1
Product: dehydrogenase/reductase (SDR family) member 13 like 1
Exons: 5
Coding region: 45-1001 (318 amino acids)
Source: RefSeq, a predicted model, not a curated record